Messenger RNA from Saccostrea cuccullata (small rock oyster), 6474 nucleotides. Its product is annotated as Golgi apparatus protein 1-like. Bases 9 to 3605 code for a protein of 1198 amino acids. The transcript is spliced from 25 exons. NCBI's taxonomy places the organism in Eukaryota, Metazoa, Mollusca, Bivalvia, Ostreida, Ostreidae. Gene Ontology annotation, cellular component: Golgi membrane. The record is from RefSeq and is a predicted model, not a curated record. Gene Ontology annotation, molecular function: fibroblast growth factor binding.
UAUCGGUAAUGAGAACUUCCUCUAAGAUGGAUUCCAAUGAGCGACGUGUAAUGAUGCUGAGGUUGACAUUGCUUAUCGUAUUUGUUUUUCAAGUGAAUGGAGAAGUUUUGAAUGCUGUUGGGGGUUCAGUUCCUGCAUAUAGACCACCGCAAGAUAAUUCACAGUCAAAAGUACUAGGACAAUCUGCUGGACAUCGACAGCCGAUAGGCGACCAAUCUCAACGUUCGCAGAAUCAGGGUCUAAGUGGAGCAGAUGGACAAAGAAAACAGCCUGUUGCUGGGAAACCAACAGCUUUCAGACUCUCAGAGAGCAGAGAAUGUGCAGAUGAUAUCAUAAAGCACUGUAACCCCAAAAUAUACAAAAAUAAUUUUGCCAUUCUGGAUUGCUUACAGUAUGACACGAAGAUAAUGGAAGAUUUAUCAGAAGUUUGUCAGCAUUUUUUAUGGAAAUACAAACUGAAUUUAACACAAGACGACAGGUUUGACUAUGCAGCUGGAGAAGUGUGUAAGCAGGAACUUAGCCAGAACAAAGAAUGUUCAGAGCUGGGGAAAGGCAAGGGACUGAUUAUACCAUGCUUAGUAGACAACAUUGUGAACAUCACGGGAAACUGUCGGACAUACCUGGAGAAAAUGGCCAGGAUUGUGUUCAGUGACUACAGACUGAUAUAUCAUUUCGUAGACCAGUGUGGUAAAGAUAUUACCCAGUUUAGCUGUGGAAGAGUGGCUCCAUUGGAUGAAAAUGAUGUUCAUUCUCAAGGAAAAACACUAGAAUGUUUAGCCGACAAGAUCGGAGAUUUAGCGGAUGGCUGUAGGAAGCAAUUAUUACGAGUGGCGGAACUACAGGCGGACGACUACCACUUGGAUCGCCAGCUGUACUAUGCCUGUCGCGAGGACAGGGAACAUCUGUGUGACGAGGUACCUGCAGGAGGAGGGAAAAUAUACGAAUGUCUCUUUAAACACAAAUUCAAUGAAAAAAUGUCACCAAAGUGUAAACAGAUGUUGACGGUGAGACAGCAACUCAUUGCUCAGGACGUCAAAGUAGAGAAGACAUUCUACAGUGCCUGUCACCAAGACAUGAAGGAACACCAUUGUUUUAAAAAGGACACAGAGGAAGGGGGUGACUUUCGCAGGGCCACCAUUUUAUUGUGCCUGGAAAAUGCUAUUAAAACAGAGAAACACAUAAGUGCUGAAUGCCAAGCAGAGAUGGCAGAACUUCGACAGGAACUGAUGGAGGACUACUCAAUCAGCCCGGAGAUUUUAUCCGACUGUAAAACGGAGAUACAGGAGUCGUGUGACAAGGGCUUAGAGAGGGGAGGCAAGACAAUUCACUGUCUGAUGGAUCUGGCUCGGCCCGACAGGGACCAACGAGGACACAAGCAGCAUAAACCAAUCACAGCUAAAUGUCGCAGAGCGCUGGAGGCAUUGAUUCAGGAGGCUGAUCCUGCCAGUGAUUAUAGAAUGGACAGGGUGUUACAAAAGGCAUGUGAACCUGUCGUACAAGCCGGUUGUAAACAUAUACAACCAGGGGAUGCCAGAGUGAUCAGCUGUUUGAUGGAUCACCUGGACUCCGAGAUCAUGCAAGACGAGUGUGAGGAGAGACUGAUGGAGAUACAGUACUUUGUGGCCAGAGACUUCAGAUUGGAUCAACAGUUGUUCAAAAAAUGUCGCCGCCCCGCCCGGGAGCUGUGUGGCGUCAAGGGCGACUGGCUGGAGAGUCGACACAAAGAUGACAAGAAGCCGGCAUAUGUCGUCGCAUGCUUGUUCAGACAUUUUAAGCAGGAAAAAGAAAAGAAAGGGAGAAAGGGGGAUCCAGCUAAUGCAGAGAAAGGGGUUUCCAAGCAGUGCAAGAUUGAGAUCAAGAGAGUGAUGAAGCAGCGAGCCCAGCGAGUUCAACUGAAGCCUGAGAUCGAGCAGGCUUGUCUCAGAGAUCUCGGAAUGCAUUGCUCCGAUUCUGAUGAUCCGGGAACAAACCAGGAAAUUGCCUGUUUACAAGAGCAUUACGACACCUUAGACCCUGAGUGUCAGGAUGUCAUAGGAAACUUCACGGAGGACGAAGACGAAAUGCCAGAGCUGGACAUCAUUCUGAUGAAAGCCUGUACCCCCAUGAUCAGCAAAUUCUGUGACACAGAUGAAAAUGUGGAUGAAGACGACACAGAUGAUAUCAUGGAGUGUCUGAUAGAGAAUAAAAACAGAAAAGAUAUGAACGAGAAAUGUCGAGCGGGCAUCGAGCAUCACCAACUGAUAUCAAUGAAGAAUUUCAGAUUUGAUCACAAGUUCAAAGAAGCUUGCAAGCGCUCUGUUUCCAAGUUCUGCAAAAACAAGAAAACAAAAAAUGAAGUGAUUUCCUGUCUCAGUGAGCACGUUAGAAAUGACACGUUGUUAGACGAGAAGCAGCGAAUUGACAGAGUCUGCAGAAAACAGCUACGUGUGGAAGUCUUAGAGAGGGGUGAAGAUAUUCACUUGGAUCGGAAAUUAGAGGAAGCCUGUCACAACGAUAUCAAGCAAAAAUGUGAAGGGUUGGAGUCAGGAAAUGCAAAGACAAUAGAGUGCCUUAAGAGUCAUCAGAAAACCCUGUCAAAUGCCUGUCACAAGGUUCUGUUCAAGAGGGAGAAAGAAGAAGCUGUACUGGGUGAUUACAAAGUACACUCUGUGUGCAAGAGGAUGAUCAAGAUGUUCUGUAAUGACAAGGAGGAGGAGGAUGAAAUCUUGCCCUGUCUAAAGAAGAACAAAGAUAACCCCGACUUUGACGACAAAUGCCACCAGCUGAUUACAAAGCGAGAAAUAGCCGAAAAUAAAGAUUAUAGAUUAAAUCCAGAUCUACAGAAGAAAUGCCGUCUAGACAUUCCUAAAUUCUGUUCUGAUAUUCUCAAAACUCAGAAGAAUGAUGACGAACUCCAGGGCAAGAUUGUUACUUGUCUGAGGAAAAAAUUUGCUGUGAAGAGACUGUCGAAUGGAUGCAACUCUGUCAUUAAAGACAUCAUCAAAGAUUCGGCAAACAAUUACAUGGAAGAUCCAGUCCUGGCCACAGCAUGUGAAAAAGAGAUCUUUAAAUACUGCGGCGAUGAGCACGAGAUGGCAAUGAAGGGAAGGUACCCUGAGAGCAGAAACAAAGUAGAAAUGGUACAGGUCCAGGAUGGCAAUGGAAGAGUUGUGGAGUGUCUAAAGCAAAAAUUCCUGAACCGUAUCAUCACUAAUACUGUUUGCAAACAGGAAAUUGAGAGAGUGAUUCAGGAAUCGCAGAUUGACAUUAACGUGGACCCACUGCUUCACAUGACCUGUCAGCGUGACCUUCAGAAGUUCUGUGGUGACCUUGAUACUGGUGAAGGACGUCGAAUGGCUUGCUUGCUAGCAGAACUUGAGGAUCACCCAAAACAAAUUUCUGAGAAAUGUUUGAAAGAAUUGAAUAAGAGGAAACAAUUAUGGGAAUUAGCAGCUCAGGGUAAACCCAUCGAGGGCUUUCAUGAUGUCUACCAGCAGAUUGUGGCCUCCCCCUCCAAGAACUAUCUCCUGUUUGUGAUCUGUAGUAUUAUAGGGGUGUUUUUCCUUGUGGGUAUUACGUGCGGCAGGGUCAGCAAGCGGGUAGCCAAACAGAACAAGAUGAAAUAAACAGAACACAUUCCACUACAUGCAGCUUCCAUCAUGGCGGAGAUCAAGUCCAGGGAUUUACGAGAAUUAAAUGGAUUUUCAGAAAUUUUUAGUUUCUGUUUGAAGGAAUUCUUUACAUUAAUAAUUUUCAGUCAAUUUAUAAAAUAACGAAAAUGUGAAGUGAGCCAUUUGGUGUCUUAAGAUGAUGAUAUAUCAAAGAUAGACUCUGAUAUUUUGGGUCAUAUGAAUUUUUUUUUUUUGAUAUGCUCAAAAAUGUCUCCUCAUGAAAUUAUAUUUUUUUAAUUUUAAAAAUCAAAUUGCCUCAAAAUUGAAGUGAUUUCUCUAUUUUAACUUCAUAGUAGACUAUUUAGAAGUUGCUCAUAUCUGUGAUUCAUGUAACAGUUUUUACAUAUAAAUGUAUUACAGACAUUAAUUCUAUUGUCCAGUGAAUUCAGAGAGAUUAUUUGCAUUUCCAGUUUAUUGUAAAUAUUUUUUUGUGAAUGAUUAAUUUGUGUGACAGUUACGAUGUGAUGGUAUGAUUGUUGAUGAAUGUUGAUACAUGUAAUACAUGUAAUAUGUUCCAUAAAAAAAUCCCCAUGUAUGUAUAAAUGUAGAAAAUCAACAGAAUUUAACUGCAGAAGCAUAAAAAUAUUUUGACCAAAAAAAUUAUACUGAAUAUACCAACUUCAAUAUUAAAUAGUAGAAAGCUUUGAUGUAUAUGAUCUUAGGGAUGUUUUUUUAAUUAUUUUUUAUGGCUAAGGAAAAAAUUAUAUGAAUCUGUGAUUUGCCCCAGCUUAUAAUGCUUUAAUACAUAAAGUACCAGUAGAAUUAGACAUACAAUGUAUCAUGCUUUUACAUGCUUAUUUUGAUAUAAAAAUGAAAUUUUAAAGCAUGGUUCUAAAUGUGCAUAAUCACUUAAACCUUCCUGUAAAUUAGCUUGCAGAUGAUGCAAGGCUCUGUGCACAUGUUGUGAAAUACUCAAAAUUCAACAGAAAGAAAGAAAUACAUGUCAGAGGCAAAUGUUUUAAAAUAAUUGUGUGUGCACGCAUAACCGAGCUGUAGGUAGUCAUCUAGCAUUAUUGCAUGUCUUGUCCUACCUGUCAUAAAAUAUAUUCUCCACAAUCAGAUAAUCAGAAAUGUCCAAAGAAUUGUAUUCCUAAUUUUCUUUGCAGUUGAAAUUUUCAUCAGGUGAUUUUUUUUUUGGGGGGGGGGUUAAUUUUCAUACCCAUUUGGACAUUUUCUGUGUUUUCUGUUUUAGACAGUAUAAUACACCGGUAAUAAACAUGUGUGUUACAUGUGGAUGUUUGAACAUUAGAUUCCUUUAUAUUUGAAAAGAGUUACAAAGUCUGUUUAAAUGAAUUGUAACAUUUGAAGUCGUAAUUCUUUUCAUGACCAAACAAUUAUCAGAAUGGGGAAAAAAUUUAUAAUAAAGAUUGAAUAAAUAUACAUGAAUGAGAGGACUAAUAUAUAAUACUUUGUCUCACUCUGAGUAAGAAAACUAUUGUUAAUUAGGUGCAUAGUUUGCUGAGGUAUUACAGUAACUUAUUUUGUGGCUUUGUUUCCAUUCCCAUAAGCAUGUGAACAAAAAUUGACUUGGUGCUUUAACUUGUGCGUAUCCUUAUGAUAGAGGUCAGCUUUUAUGACUAUAUCACUCAAUGAACAUAAUCAUAUGUUGUACAUUAAAUACAUAUAAUAAAUAAAAACUUAUUUUUUGUGCCCUUUUGUCUUGCAGACCAGAUAAAUCUUUCAUGGAAAAAAAGAUUUUUCCUCCUUGUGUGAGUUAGACUGACAGUGCUUUAUACAUGAAUAUGUUACAUUUCAGAUGUUGCCCAAAUAGACUGUGUUAAAUUUACAAUACAGUAAUAGUAAUUGUUAUUUAUUUUGUAUAUUGUUUGCUAGAGUACAUUUUAUAUUUAAAAUAGCUUUAACAUUGUCUCUUAUUACACUGAUCUUUUAUUUUUCUCUUGAAUUUAUACAUAAAGUAUGUAUUCCCCCUUGUUUGAAAGAUGAAAGUUUGUACUAGGUUCAAGAUCAAGAUGCUGGAAUAUUCUUAUGCAGUUGAUGAUUUUUUUUCACAGUCAAAGGAUUUGUUUUGAAACAUCUUUCAUAAGUAAAUGUACUUCAAGAAAGCAAUAAAGCUGUUAUUUGUUGGAAAAGGCUCGUUAGACUAAGAGCAAUGAGUAAUAUUUGAUACACAGAUCAUGAGAAAUUAAAAAAGAAAGCAAAUUCAAAGUGAAAAAAAAAUACAAAAAUUAUUUCAUUCCUUAGCCUUCCUAGUCAUUCAAGUAGGAAAAUCAUGUACAUGUAGAUGUUUAGCCUUCCAUGAAAAUCAUGUACAUGUAAAUGUUUAAUUUCAUCAUAAUAUCCAAUACUAGAACACAUGCUUGCUUUUACCCACUACUUCAAAACCAACAACAUGUGGCAUUUCUUAUUUGAAUGAUUGUUUGUUAACAUAUAAGACAUCUUUUGUGGGUUUAUGGUUACUGUUCAAGUUAUGUACAUGUAUUUCUGGUGUUUGAUUUUUCUAGUUUGUUUUUUACAAAGUAUGUAUUGAUGAUUCCUUUUAUGGAAGCAAAGAAAAUUUUUUUUAACAUUUCAUUUUCUUCUCUCUGUUAUAUGGUACAUGCUCUAUAAAAUUUUGAUUAUUAAAAAAAAAAUACUGGUUGAGGUUUCUACCUUCACUUAUACAGAUUCAUAUUUCUUUUUUGUGUGUGUCUGUAUCAUUUAUUUAAAACAGUGAAGAAUUUAAAAAAAAGUAACAUGUAACUAUAUGUCCUUUAUCAUGGCUUGUAUGUUUGUUUCAUGUAAAAUUAACUAUUUUCGACAUAGUUAAUUAUUUUGAUUGUGAAAUAUAUUAAAUAUAUAUAUACUGAAUAAAUUAAUGAUAAGU